This is a messenger RNA of Fomitopsis serialis, 4785 nucleotides long. RefSeq lists its product as uncharacterized. NCBI's taxonomy places the organism in Eukaryota, Fungi, Basidiomycota, Agaricomycetes, Polyporales, Fomitopsidaceae. The record is from RefSeq and is a predicted model, not a curated record. Bases 1 to 4785 code for a protein of 1594 amino acids. The transcript is spliced from 10 exons. Gene Ontology annotation, biological process: protein phosphorylation. Gene Ontology annotation, molecular function: protein kinase activity.
AUGGCGCACUACGUCUCCCCCCGCAAGGCGGGUGUACGGAACCAUCGACCUGUCACCAAGCACGAUACCCAGCAAGGCAGUCGCAAGAAUCAGCUUGCAUGGAAGAGCGAAAUCGCAGGCAAAAUCGUGCUCAUCACGAAUCCUGUAGCAGAGUUCCUCGAGCACUUUGUGCCCGGAGAAAAGCCUCUUAAGUCUGUGACCAAAGCGGCCUUCCAGAUGCCGAAGAAUGCCAGGUUAGAGAGCGAGAUGUACGGUCCCUUGUGUGAGGGCUUCACUUCGCUUGUGAGGCGCUUCGAUCGCACCAAGAAACCUGUAUUCGUCAACCACAACCACGACCGCAUCGGAUUCCCCUACAAGCUGUGCGCAUCGGAGCACCACGUCACCCGGCCGGAUGUGAUCGCCUCGUUUCCCGGCGAGGAGUCGAUUGGCCGACAUGCCGAUUACUGGAGGAACAUCUCGUUCGUUGUGGAGGUGAAGCUCGCCGUGAGCGAUGAUCCGAUGAAGUCGUACUCAGAUGCCCACGAAGCUACACUGGUCCAGCUGUCGAAGAGUGCGCGUAACCUGCUCGUGUCGCAGAGCCGACUGUUCGUCUUCGUUAUCGGUGUCUAUGGACCGCUCGCUCGGAUCUUUCGCUUCGACCACGCCGGCGCCGUCUGCUCGGACGCAUUCGACUACACGACCCUUGACGGCAGCCGACUCCUCCACGAAUUUCUGUGGCGAUUCACCCAUCCACCGCCACACUCUGGCUGUCGCGUCGUGGGCGAUGACCCUACUGUGCAGCUCGUCCGUGCGGGACAGUGUGCAGAGGUCGUCAAGAAGCUGCGUGACGCAGGGGUAACGGUGAGGAACACACCCGAGGCGUCGAAGAUAUAUCGCUACGUCACUGUCGGGAGCUCGGAGGGAAAGCGGAGAGGGACGAAGUAUCUUGUCUACGACCUGCUGUUCAUCAACCCGCAUCUGUUCUCGCGAGCGACGACGGUGUGGGAGGCUAUCGAAGUCGAUGGAGACAACAAGCCUGUGAAGACGCCCGUCGUCAUCAAGGACUCGUGGCGGCAGAUGGUGAGACAGCUUGAGACAGACAACUACAGGGAGAUCUUCCGCGGCCGCACCGACAUUCCUGGCGUCGCCGCAUUCGUGUCUGGCGAAGAUCUUGGUACAAAGGAGAUACUGUCACUGCAGCGCGGCGAGCCUGGCGGUCAGGACGUCGGUCACCUCACAGUCACUGCACGACACUCCGCCAAGAACACUACCCAGGGUACAGUGCAUGCUUACAACGAACGAAGCCAUGUGCGGUUAGUGCUAGGGACUGUGGGUAUACCUCUGUCUCGCUUCAACUCGACUCACGAGCUGGUGGAAGCUUUGCGCGAUGCAAUCCUUGGACACCGCGCAGCUUACGAGGCUGGCGUCAUGCAUCGUGACAUCAGCGAAGGCAACGUCAUGAUAUCGCGCAACCCCAAUGAUACGUUCAAGGGGUAUAUCCAGGAUUUUGACUAUGGGCUUAACUGGGCGAAGCUCCUUGAGUUUCUCAAGCAUGAUACGAAGCUCGAGGACUGGGACGCUUUCGUACAAUCAGAGAGUGCGAAGCUAAAGGAGGCACGAAGAGAGGCUCUUCUGGCCGCCUUGAGGACGCAGCCCGAGCCCGAUUGGUAUGCCGACGAAGAUGAGGACGAAUACGCCGAUAGCCACGCAAGCGCUGCGCCGGAUGAGGAGGUUGGCGACGAUCAUAGCGGCGACGAAUAUGAUGACACCGAUCAUGAUGGUGAUCAGGUAGAAAAGUGGACCUCGGACGACGAUGAACAGGAGGAAGUUGAGAUCGAGGAUGCUCCAGAAGGCGUGGAUCUGACCAGGCACGAUAGCGUGUAUCAAGAGGCUAGUGCCCCCCAAAACACGGAGGAGAUGAAACAACAAUGCAAACAACGAACCGGUACCCUAUUCUUCAUGGCCGUGAGGAUUAUCCGAGGCGGGAUCGUUCAUGAAGCUCGUCACGACUUGGAAUCGUUCUUUUGGCUCCUCCUCUGGAUUGUCCUGCGGCAUACCGUGCACAACCACCCAAAUGGUGUUCGGGCGUGCGAGGUGAUCUUCGAUGGCGAUAGCGACGCGGCCUGCGAAAGUCUGAAGACCGCAUGGCUCAACAGAGUCAACGAGGAUACGGGCGAGGAUACGGGUCCUGCGCUCAUCGUCUUCGGCAAUGAACCGCUGACUACCCUGCUCGAGGACUUCCGUAUGCUGUGCCUCCGCAGCAACAGUCCUAUGAUCAAGAUGGAACCUCUGACGUACGAGAGCGUCCUCGCGGUCUUCGAGAAGGCCCUUGCCAUGGAUUGGCCAUUGAACGAUAAAGCCAGGGCCUUUGUCUUACCGAGGGAUGACGACAAAACUCUGCGUCCCAAGGACAAAACACGGCCGACGAGUGAUGUCAACAGUAGCAAGAUCCAGUCGUCCGUGGUCGAUCCCGGCGGGCUAGCUCCCCACAGAUGCAACAAGAAGCGGUGGCGCAAGGGAGAGGAGAUGCUCCCGCAGCAAGUGGGAGUCGCGGUGGGAAGCGAUCGUUCGAACAUCGCGACACGUCGGAACUGGAGUCAAGGCCCGAGCGAUCCAAGCGGACGAGGACGAACAGUGACCGCGGCCAAGGUCGUUCUGCUCCAGCCGGAAGGAGACGUUCCGCACGGCGAUGAAGAAUUGUCGGCUGUGCCUGAGGCCCAGGGCAGAGUUGAGAUCCAGAGGACCUGGAAAGGCCGCCGCGAUACUGCUCGUAGUAUUGUCCCUAUCACAAACCCAGUCGAGGAGUUUCUUCAUCACUUCACGGCAGGAGAGCAACCUCCUAGAUCUGUUGCGAAGCGGCAUACUAUCCAUAUACCGACCAAUGUAAAGCAUGCAAAUAGCCUAUAUGGGACUCUGCACGAGGGGUUUACGUCGUUGGUCUCUGAAGCGAAGCGACUUGCUUUCGUCAAUCACAACUACCACCGUAUCAAAUCAGUUGGCGAUAGCCAUCUCUUCCAUGAGAUUCUCUGGCGUUUUACUCAUACAGUGCAGCUUGGUUGCGGCAUCAUCGGUGUGAACCCCAUCCUGCAGCUUCAAAUCCGUCCGGCGCAACGUGCGGAGGUCGUCACAAUAUUGCCGCGUGACGCAGGUCUGAACCACGCAGACACGCACGAGGCUACCAAGGCAUACCACUACACAACCAACGGAUCCGGGGGUCGGAAGAAAAAGUAUCUAGUGUACGAGCUGAUCUUCAUCAAGCCCCACUUGUUUUCGCGUGCGACGAUGGUACUAUGGGAAGCUAUCGAGGUGGACGCUGGCGAUCGGGCGGUGGGCGGUCCUGUCGUCGUCAAGGUAUCCUGGCGACAGCUGGCCCGACAGGAGAUCGACAACUAUGAAUUCAUUGCUUGGGCCAGUGUCAGGUUGCCUGGUGUCGCCGAGUUCUGUGGCGGAGAGGACCUCGGAGCGGCCGGAUUCCGGGCUUUAAAGCGUGGCAAGCCUGGUGGCCAGGGGGUUGGACACCUUACGGUGACCGCUCGACAUCGCGUGUACGGGAACCACGCGAAAAACGAGAGAAGCCAUUCUCGCAUGAUUCUUUGCACUGUGGGCGUCGGGCCUCUGUCAAGAUUUCAGUCGACAAAGGAGUUGGUGCAGGCGCUGCGUGAUGCUAUCGGUGGUGUAAUGCACCGCGAUAUUAGCGAGGGCAACGUCAUGUUCUCGAGAGUCAAGCACAAAUCUACUGGCUAUCUGCAGGAUCUUGACUGCGGACUCAACUGGAAGAUGCUUCUCAAGAAACUUGGAUUGGGCAUCGAAAUGGCCGAUUGGGAUGCAUUCGUGCGUGAUGAGUGCGCAAACUUCCGAGUGGCACUCAAAGAGAAGCACAAGGCCAAGGUCUGUGGAAGACAGGCGCGCCAGAAUGAUGGCGACUCCAACGGUUCUCUUCCUCUUCCUCCACCUCGGACGAUGAUUCGGAUGACUCCGAGGACGAUUCCUCAGGUCAUGUGGCUUCAGGAGGCAAUGAUUCGAGCUCGUAUUCGGAUGACGCCCCAGGAGGGAGACCCCGCAUGCGGUGAUGACGAGGAAGACGAGCUCGAGCCCGGUCCCAGUGGCGUUGCGCUUACAGAACAAGAUGGAGCAAGACAGAAUGUCAAGGUCCUAAGCGCGGAGGAGCUGAAGCUGCAGUGCAAACAACGGACGGGGACGCUAUACUUCAUGGCCGUGGAGAUCAUCAGCGGCGGCAUCAUCCACGAGAUUCGCCACGAUCUGGAGUCCUUUUAUUGGCUUCUUGUCUGGAUCGUUCUGCGGUACUGUGAUCAUGACCAUGACGCAGGUACUCAGGCAUAUGCGGUUCUGUUCGGCGCCAACACUGACAGCGCAUGCGAGAUGGUGAAGCGCGGAUGGGUGACGGGACAGUCUCCCGUUGUCGUCUACGGGAACAAGCCUCUCAACAGGUUGCUGGAGAGGUUUCGCAAGCUUUGCAAGUACAACGACUCAUCGAAUGGGCGCGUCAAGCCCUUGACAUAUAACAAGGUUCUGCGCAUUCUCGAUGACGCACUUAGCAGGAAAUGGCCCUCGAGGGCCAAAGCUGCUCCCUAUGUUUUCCCCAAGCAAGACGAGGGAGUUUCCCUCCCAGCGGGCUCAGCCCGCCACGCGAGCACUCUCGAUAGCAGCCGGCGAGUCCGGUCAGACGCUCUCGAACCUGUGACCGUCUAUCUGGCCGGACACAGCGGUCAAUCGCGACGGACAGGCUCAGCCCGACUGCCAAACCAAGGGAGUGGAGGUGACUUGCCAGCCAGCGGCGAGCGGUAG